Messenger RNA from Daktulosphaira vitifoliae (grape phylloxera), 2390 nucleotides. Its product is annotated as homeobox protein abdominal-B-like. Gene Ontology annotation, cellular component: nucleus. The record is from RefSeq and is a predicted model, not a curated record. NCBI's taxonomy places the organism in Eukaryota, Metazoa, Arthropoda, Insecta, Hemiptera, Phylloxeridae. Gene Ontology annotation, molecular function: RNA polymerase II cis-regulatory region sequence-specific DNA binding; DNA-binding transcription factor activity, RNA polymerase II-specific. Gene Ontology annotation, biological process: regulation of transcription by RNA polymerase II.
CAUUAGAACGACCCCGGCCAUCGAGCGCCAGCCACGAGAAACAAAACAAAUAAACAAAAAAAAAUAUUUUUCAGUGGCAGAGGGUUUUAAUGUUUUUUUUCUAUUAAGUUUUAAUUGAUAGCGGGAUUUAUCAAGAGUUCGGACAUUUGCUUUAAGCGGUAAAAUACAUUUAGAGACCGUCAAAUUUAUUCCCAUCGUCGUCGUUUUAACGGAUUGUGCUUUACGCGCCACUUCUCAUUUCGUUACAAUUAAUUGAAUUAUCGUCCUUGGACCUUUUCAACAAAAACGACAAGAUUACUGACAACAAAUGUAACCGCGUUCAUGGAACUUUCGUGUAAUGCUUUGAGAAAUAGGUUGCACUGUUUCUUGCCUGCCAUCACUCUGGCCAGCGUCCAAGGGUGCCCUACCCCGACAGCCGGACCCGGGCUGAGCUGGUGGACCAUGAUGAACGGUGGUCUCUAUGAAGAUAGUCCGCCACCGCCGCCACCACCUCCGCCGGUGCCACCGCCGGUGUCUCAGCAUCAACAGCAGCAACAACAACCCUUACCAGGUGAGGCGCGAAUCAUUAAAACUUCGCCAUCAUCCACUCCGAUCACCACGGCGUCUUCGUCGUCGGUACCCGGUACGCCACCGCCGCCGACACCGCUUCACAUACCAGCCAAGCGUCUGCUGCACGCGCCUCCGCCCGUGUCUUCGGGCGGUUACGACUGCAUGGACUCGGCUGCCGCAGGCGUCAUACGGCACUCUCACCACCAGUGGAACGCCUAUUCGCCCGUAGAACACGCGGUUGCCGCAGCCGCCGGUUGUGCUUUCGACCAGUACCAGAGUGCGGGAAGCAAUCACCACCAUCAUGCGGCCGCUGCGCCCACCUAUUAUAACUUGGCCGCUGAGAACCAUCGUGGUGUCGUACCGGACGGCAGAAAACCUCCUGCGGGCUUGCCGUUUUGGUCGCCCGCCGCCACGGAUUAUUGCAGCGGUGGCAAUAAAUACACUAACGGCGGCGGUGCCAUAACACCGUGCAGCAGCUCUGCGGGCCCUACAGUCGAUCAGUUCUCGUCGCAGUCUUGGUGUAAUUACUCGCCGUACACCACAUCCAUCCUNUCAUCGUCGUCUUCAUCAGCGGCAGCGGCAGCGGCCGCCGCCGCCGCCGCGUCCAGACAUUCGUCGACCGGGGGAGGCGGGGGUCCUGGCGUGGACACCCCACAGUCCGUCUCGUCGUACCUAAGUCCAGGCGAGGACAGAAACCCGCGUAUGGCUUCUUCGGCCGUAGACAGCUCUGGCUCGUUCGGACACGACACCUCGUACCCAUUGCGGAACUACAGCGGCCACGAUCCAGUUACCUCCACGCCGUACCCGCCUACAGGUUCGUUGUCGAGCAUAGGAAGCAUGGGCGUCAGUUCUAACCCACUCGAAUGGACCGGGCAAGUUACGGUACGGAAGAAGAGGAAACCUUAUUCCAAGUUCCAGACACUGGAGCUGGAGAAAGAGUUUUUGUUUAACGCGUACGUGUCCAAACAGAAACGAUGGGAAUUGGCGCGGAACCUGGCGCUGUCUGAACGUCAGGUGAAAAUAUGGUUCCAAAACCGGCGCAUGAAGAACAAAAAGAACAGUCAGAGACAGGCGGUACAACAGCAACAGCAACAGAACAAUAAUAACAACAGCAACAGCAGCGCUAACGCCAACCAUCAUCACAUGGUGAUCGGUCAUCACGGAGCAACCAACGGGCCUAUCAAGCAUCAUCAGUGACCGUCGCAUUACUCUGGAGCCGCUGCUGUCGCCGCGCCGCCGCACCACCACCUACAUCAUCAUCAUCUCCACCACCAACCGUUACCGCAUCAUCAUCAUCAUCAUCAUCACUACCCACUACAACCCGUCUAAAGUGAGUGCCGCUUAAAACUCAAUAGCCAUUCAAAAUUUACUUACCGUAUUAGUAUCUUACAUUUUUUUAUCCGUACUAUUUGUCUCUUGAUACAGUCUUAUGUAUUUGCUUUAUGAGUUGCUCAAUUCCGGUAUUUUUAUUUGUAUCUAAAACAUUCCAAAUGGUAAGAAAUGGAUUAAGGUUGGGGAAAAUAGACGUGGCUCCAGAGUGACUGUCAAAUUAAUUAUUAUAAAAAUUGAAACAUUUGUAAUUAUUGUCUGAUCGAUCUAAUAACAUGUUUAAGUUACUAUUUAUAUAUUAAAUACUAUUAGGCUAAUGCAUAUAAUAAUAUGUUUUUUAAAUAGUUAUAUUCUAACGAAUCGUGUAUAUGGCGCAAUAUAUUAUAAUGUAGAAUACUAUAAGUAUAAUUAUAUUUAUUAAUAAUUAUAAUUAAUUAUUACUUAAUUGUUUAAGAUCCCCGAGUUGGAUAUUUAUAUACUUGUAAUGAUUGUAAAUUAUAAUUAAUAGUGUU